AUGUUAAAAGAUUCAAAUUUUAAUGUUGAUUAUGUUUAUACAAGUUUAAUAUCUCAAACAAAACAAGUUCAAGAUGCAUAUUGGAUGCCAAGAAAUAUUUCUUACAAUAGUUCAUUAGAUUAUAUAUGGUUUACUGGAUCUCGAGGUACAGAUCGAACAGGAUAUCAUUUAUCAAAAGCUUAUGAUGAAUCUUAUUAUGCUUUAUAUGAUAUAAAUCCAUAUUCAAAUUUAAAUAGACUUCGAUUUUGUCGUAAAGAUGAUAUUCGAACAUUAAUAAAACAAUCUUCAUUAUGUAAUUAUAAAUCUUGUAUAUCAAAAUGUUUAAAUAUAACUCUUCCAAAUCAAAGUGAUGAUGCAAGAUUUGGUUUUUAUAGUUGUAUACCAAAAAAUAGUUUAGUUGGAAUUGUUUAUACACAAUCAUUUCCUGAUUAUGGUGAUUUUAUUCGACCUAAUCUACCAAUGGAUUAUAGUGUUGGACUUCGAAGAAAAUUUAAUGAAUCAUUAAUAUUAAAUUUUGAACAAACAGAUAAAGAUCUUCGUUAUGAUUGUUAUGAAUAUAUAAAUUUUGAUAGAUUAUCAACAUUAAAUGAUACAAUUAAAUUAUUAUGUGAUUCAUCAAAUACAAAUAAUAAAACAAUAAAUGGAAUUAGUUUUAAAAAAGAUUUUAAUGGUCUUAUAUCAAUUUCUUUAGAAAAUAAACGAAUAUCAGGACAUCAUACAAGAUUUAUUGAUUAUCAACUUUACGAUAGUCGAUGUAGUUAUCAAGGUAUAUAUCAUCCAUAUAUAAAUCAAUGUAUUUGUGCACCAGGUUUUUAUGCAAAUCAAUGUCAAUAUAGUUGUCCACCAGGUUAUUACGGACAAACUUGUGAUUAUUAUUGUCAAGGUGAUGAUGAUUAUUGUAAAGGUUUAUUAAUUUGUUUACCUGAUCCAUAUGGAUGUUCAUGUUAUACUGGUUGGUAUGGAACUAGUUGUAAUAUAAGUUGUCCAAUUAAUCAAUAUGGACCUGAUUGUUCUUAUCAAUGUCCAUGUUCAAAUUGUAAUAGAUUUACAGGUGUUUGUAAUUGUACUGGAACAGAAUGUUAUAAUGGUAUAUAUACUCGUUCGGAAUUACAAUCAAGAUGUUCAUCAUCGUCGUCAUCAUCAUCAUCUAAUUUAGUAUUAUUAAUCGUUAUUCCAAUAAUUAGUUACAUUCAAAACGUGGAGAAAAUAAUAUGA
Rotaria sordida is the source of this 1215-nucleotide messenger RNA. Lineage: Eukaryota; Metazoa; Rotifera; Eurotatoria; Philodinida; Philodinidae. The record is from the annotation of a GenBank genome assembly.